This is a messenger RNA of Ostrinia nubilalis (European corn borer), 1496 nucleotides long. It is a transcript of the gene Pka-R1, whose product is annotated as cAMP-dependent protein kinase type I regulatory subunit. Lineage: Eukaryota; Metazoa; Arthropoda; Insecta; Lepidoptera; Crambidae. Gene Ontology annotation, biological process: regulation of protein phosphorylation. The transcript has 7 exons. The record is from RefSeq and is a predicted model, not a curated record. Bases 99 to 1223 code for a protein of 374 amino acids. Gene Ontology annotation, molecular function: cAMP-dependent protein kinase regulator activity. Gene Ontology annotation, cellular component: cAMP-dependent protein kinase complex.
UACUCUAUGAGUAAAAUGGAAAUUCAAUACAUUUUUAUUUUGUAAUUACUACAAAAUAUUAAUUUGAAUCGUAGUAAUUAAACAAGCUAUUCAGUUAAAUGUUAAUCGAAAUGGAAGAAGAGCAAUGUUUGCAUGAAUGUGAAAGUUACAUCCAGAACCACAACGUCCAAUUAUUGUUGAAAGAUUGCAUAGUUCAGCUGUGUGUAAAUAAACCUGAAAACCCAGUUUCUUUUUUGAGACAAUAUUUUCAGAAGUUAGAGCGGGAACAAGCCAAAGCUGCUGCAGCAGCAGCUACGGCAUCAGAGGGUGAAGCAGACGGAGAACUUUCGCCGCUGCCCGUGCCCGGGGUGCAACCUCCUCGCAGACGGGGAGGGAUAAGUGCUGAACCUGUUACUGAAGAAGAUGCAACUAGUUAUGUUAAAAAGGUGGUGCCAAAAGAUUAUAAAACGAUGGGUGCUUUAUCCCGAGCGAUAGCUUCCAAUGUUCUGUUCACCCACCUUGAUGAAUCAGAACGUGCUGAUAUGUUUGACGCAAUGUUCCCUGUACAGUGUCUGCCAGGUGAAACAGUUAUCAGGCAAGGUGAUGAAGGAGAUAACUUUUACAUUAUUGAUUCUGGUGAGGUUGAAGUAUUAGUUAAUGGUGAACCAGUUACUACGAUUGGUGAAGGUGGAAGUUUUGGAGAGUUAGCCCUAAUUUAUGGUACACCGCGUGCGGCGACUGUGCGUGCGCGUACUCCACUAAAGCUAUGGGGUCUGGACCGUGAUUCUUACCGCCGCAUACUAAUGGGGUCCACGAUCAGGAAACGAAGGAUGUACGACGAAUUCCUCUCUCGCGUGUCAAUUCUAGAAAGUUUAGAAAAAUGGGAGAGACUGACUGUUGCGGAUGCUUUAGAACCUGUUUCUUUCACCGAUGGUGAAAUAAUAGUCCGCCAAGGCGAACCAGGAAAUGAUUUUUAUAUUAUUGUGGAAGGGUGCGCAGUAGUGCUGCAGCAGCGCAGCGGGCAGGGCGAGGCGGUGGAGGUGGGCCGGCUGGGCCCGUCGGACUACUUCGGCGAGAUCGCGCUGCUGCUGGACCGGCCGCGCGCCGCCACCGUGCGCGCUGCGGGACCGCUCAAGUGCGUCAAACUCGACCGAGCUAGAUUUGAACGCGUACUGGGCUUAUGUGCUGAUAUCUUGAAACGGAAUAUUGCACAAUAUAAUAGCUUUGUGUCUUUGUCUGUCUAAGUGUGUUCAUAAUUAAUCUUUAGACUGAGACACUUAGCCUGUUUAAGGGUCGAGUAAAAUAGUAAGGUAAUUCAACUGUUAUGUCAUGAUAAGGUACAAUAUUUGUUUCAUAUGUUAUCGAAAAGAACAUAAUAUUUAUAUUUAUUUAAUUAACUUAAUUAGUGUUAUUCCUUUACUUUAUGUUAGUCAUACAAAAUUUCAUUUCUGUAUAUUAUCAUAUAAUGAAAAAGUUAUUGUUUACAAGUAUUAAAUCAUCUAUCAUUUUUAAACUAA